This is a messenger RNA of Phoenix dactylifera (date palm), 1595 nucleotides long. RefSeq lists its product as uncharacterized. NCBI's taxonomy places the organism in Eukaryota, Viridiplantae, Streptophyta, Magnoliopsida, Arecales, Arecaceae. The record is from RefSeq and is a predicted model, not a curated record.
CUAGGCCUUGGAAAGCGUUUGCCCUCCCUCGUUCCUCCUCUCUCUCCGCAGGGUAUCUGGGGAGAAAAAGUAAACGAGGCCCAACGGAAUCCGCGUUCCUCGUUUCGAGAUCCCGGUCGCCCUCGAUUGCGAUCUAGGGUUGGGGUUAGGGUUUGCGAUCGCGGUCUAGGGUUAGGGUUUGCGCAACGGCUAAUCCCUAGAUCUAACUGGAAGUAAGGUUAGGCUUUCUUUGAUACUGAUCUUGAUUCGGUUUUGGAGUGGGAAUCGAUGAACGAUCCGUCGCAGAUGAUGAACCGGAGUUUCGGGAUCUGGCAGCCGCCGCCGCCCCUUGCUGCGGUGGUCGAUCAGAUGGGGUUCCAGAAACCCCGCCAUGUCUUCGCCGCCGGCGGCGCCGUGGGAGCCAGGCCUGGAUGGAUGAAUUGGAAGGGUAAAAAGGCCGCCGUUAAGCGGAAGAAGGCCGCUGCCGCCGCCGCCGCCCCUAGCGGCGGCGGUGGCGCCGGCGGAUCCGGGUACAAACCCCCAACGCUGAAGGAGCUCCAGUUCCAGAACCGCGUCAAGGCCCGGAGGUUCUACCCCAAGAAGAAAUUCACCCGAUUCGCCCCAUUUGCUCCCCGGAACACGACGUCCUUCAUCAUCCGGGCCAAAAAGUCCGGCGGGAUCGCGUCGCUGGUGUCGCCGUGCCCGGUGACGCCGGCGAUACUUCCGACGCCCAAGUUCUCGCCCACCCGGGAGGGCCUGGUGGACAUGGCCGAGGAGUGGGGCGUCGACGGGUACGGUUCCAUGAAGGGCCUCAUCCGCCUCCGCUCGCCGAGCGGCUACGAGAUCCGGCCUGCCGGACCCGGUGAGGAGGAGGAGGACAUCGACGACGGGUCGAGCGAGAGUGACGUGGAGGAGCACAUAGAGGUGGAACGGCGGCUGGACCACGACCUCAGCCGGUUCGAGAUGGUAUACCCCGGCGAGGAGCAAGGCGGGCCCGCGUCGUAUUUGCUUGAGAACCGGGUCGACGACCACGACACCCACAUUGCGCAGCUGGAGGAGGAGAAUUUGACGCUGAAGGAGAGGCUUUUCUUGAUGGAGAGGGACAUGGCGGACAUGUGUAGGAGGCUUCGGGUGCUCGAGUCCCAGCGCCGCGAUAGGGAGGAGAAUAAUGACCACAACGAGGAAGCGGCGUCCGCAUCGGAGAAGAUUCCUAACGAGGAGGAGGAGGUGUCGGAGAAUGAGGGGGGAGGAGAUGUUUGCUCGGAGAAGAGUGUCGGGGGUUGCGAAGAGAGCGCCCUCACUCCGAUUAGGGAGUGAGGGAGAGUGGAUUUGGAAGGGAAAGGCAGGACUGGUUCUUCGUUAUGUAAAUAUUAGCUUUCAUCUUAUGUGGAGGACUAGUCUUUCUUUCUAAAUUUUUUUUUUUUUUUUUUACAUGGGUAGAAACUAGAAACUAAAAGGUUGGAGUUCCUUCCUUUGGAUCAUAUCGUUUUGAAUGUUUUUGUUUUUUUUUGGGGGGGUUUGGUUUUUUUGUGAUAAUCUCAGCGGAUGCCAAGUAUAAUGGAUGGUGAUGAAACCCUGUGAUAAUGGGGAUUGAUAUUGGGAUAGGAAGUAUCAAA